GACCAGUUAUGACGGUGAGGGUGAUUACGUUGUUGAUCCAUUUCGCAACAGCGAACAUCAUCUUCCCAUACGUACAACCAAUAUGCGAUCCCACGAAUCUCGCAUAUCCAGGAUGUCUCCGCGGCCAAGUUUGCUUAGCCAACGGCACAUGCAAACUCGAUGACGACCCCUUCUAUCCGCAAUCAUUUAGACGCCGUGCCGACGAUCUUGUCAAUAUCGUGCCUCCCCGCUCAGAUGGUAAAUGCGGCCAAAAUGCAGGAGGCGCCACGUGUGGUCCCGAUCCAAAAGGACCAUUUGGACCUUGCUGCUCACAACAUGGAUGGUGCGGGAAAACGGACGUCCAUUGUGCAGCCUCGCAAGGAUGCCAGGCAGAGUUUGGGGUUUGCGCUUCCGUUACAACGUCCUCAAUAAUUACAAGCACAAAGGCUGCGAAACCCAACUCCGAAACGGCGAGGGUCAGCUCGGGAGAACCGGUUAUCGGAAUUCCUACGAGUUCUGCACCUCGUCAACCUCAAACAACUGUGAUAACCGAGGACGGAAGUUGUGGAAUCCAGCAUGACCAUACUGAGUGUGGAGAUUGGUCUAAUGGCGCUUGCUGUAGCAUGUAUGGGUUUUGUGGGAACACCAUCGCUCAUUGUGGCGAUGGAUGCCAGUCUGGACCAUGCCUGAAUGAGGCAGUCCCUAAAGCACCUGGCCCAAGUCCAGCACCGGCAAACGCAAAUCCUGGAAAGUUCAGUCUGGUCGGUGACUCUGGUGUUCCUGCAAUGCAUGCAGGACUGUUGCCAAACGGAAAAGUUGUGUUUCUGGAUAAGGUCGAGAACUACACCCAAAUGAAACUUCCGAACGGACAGUACGCGUACUCAUCCGAGUGGGAUCCGGUGUCCAAGAAGGUUGUGCCACUUGGAUAUAAAACGAAUGCGUUCUGCGCUGGGGGUAUAUUCUUAGCGGAUGGCACCUUCGUUUCGCUUGGUGGGAAUUUCCCACUGACAGAUAUCGAUCCAACCGUUGGGGAUGGCUUCAAAGCAAUCCGGCAUCUUAGGCGCUCGUUAACGGAUGCAUCACUGGAUGGCCAAAACUGGAUUGAGGGUGCUAACCAAAUGUCCACCGGUAGAUGGUACGCGUCUGCACAGACUCUACCGGACGGCAAAAUCUUCGUCGCUUCCGGCAGCCUCAACGGACUGGAUCCAACAGUGUUCGCGAACAAUAACCCGACGUACGAGAUUUUAUCGAGAAAUGGGCAACCAGUUGGCGGUUCCAUCCCAAUGGAACUUCUUGUGAAAGCUCAGCCUUAUUACAUGUAUCCAUUCAUCCAUCUCCUGCGAGAUGGUUCUCUAUUCGUCUUCGCGUCGAAGUCAUCGGAAUUGUUCGAUUCGGUUACGAACCGUACAAUACGACAGUUUACAGACCUCCCUGGAGACUACCGCUCCUAUCCAAACACCGGCUCGUCAGUGAUAUUGCCCCUUUCUUCGGCGAAUAACUGGGACCCAGAAGUCUACGUUUGCGGCGGGGGAGCCUAUCAAGACCUAACUUCACCGACCGAUCCAUCAUGUGGACGCAUCGCACCACUGUCACAAAAUCCAGAGUGGGAGAUGGACAGCAUGCCGCAGGGACGAUGUAUGGUGGAAGGAGUGUUACUUCCGGAUGGUAGCGUCGCAUGGCUCAACGGUGCGAGCAAAGGUGCUCAAGGGUUUCUCCUCGCGGCGAAUCCCACCUUGGAGCUUCUUCUCAUGGAUCCGACCAAGCCGCUCGGACAACGUUGGAUGACAGACGCCGCGAGCGAGAUCCCUCGAUUGUAUCAUUCUGUGGCACUCUUAUUGUUGGAUGGCACCAUCCUCGUCGCAGGAUCCAACCCGGUGGAGAUGCCCAUCUUAAAACCAACGGAACAGAGCCCCUAUGUGACGGAGUUCAGGAUGGAAAUCUAUACUCCGCCCUACUUGCGUGACGACAAUGCAACCAAGCGCCCAUCGAAGCUUACGCUUUCUAAAACAACUGUCUCCGCGUCGUCCGGGACCGAUUCGGUGACCGCUACGUUCUCGGUUCCCAAAGGGGCGAACAAGGCCAAGGUUUCAUUAAUAUAUGGAGGAUUUGUCACGCACUCCGUUCACAUGGGACAGCGGAUGCUGUGGCUCGACAUUGAAGGAUGGAAAGCAGGCAACACGGAACAGAAGAUUGUGGUCAAGGCACCUCCAAGCACAAGUGUGGCCCCUCCAGGACCGUACAUGCUUUUUGUUGUCGUUGAUGGCAUCCCAUCGGUUGGUCAAUUCGUCAUGGUAAAUUAGAAGGAGGUCGG
Molecule: messenger RNA, 2290 nt
Organism: Eremomyces bilateralis CBS 781.70
Lineage: Eukaryota; Fungi; Ascomycota; Dothideomycetes; Eremomycetales; Eremomycetaceae
Product: glyoxal oxidase
Exons: 4
Coding region: 9-2279 (756 amino acids)
Molecular function (GO): chitin binding
Source: RefSeq, a predicted model, not a curated record